Plasmodium fragile is the source of this 366-nucleotide messenger RNA. RefSeq lists its product as uncharacterized. The record is from RefSeq and is a predicted model, not a curated record. NCBI's taxonomy places the organism in Eukaryota, Apicomplexa, Aconoidasida, Haemosporida, Plasmodiidae. The coding region runs from base 1 to 366 and encodes 121 amino acids. The transcript is spliced from 4 exons.
AUGUACUAUUUAAUUUAUAUAUUAUUAUUUAAAAUAAUAUUUGUCAGUUUCUAUUAUUUAAUGUUAUGUUUUAAUUAUUUAAUUAAAAUUUUAUAUUAUUUCAUACUAAUUUUUGAAUUGGGAGAACAUCAACCUUAUUUGAGUGUAAAUUUAUUCAUUAUAGAACGUUCAUUAAAAAUACAUCUAAAUACUGCCUCUAAUUCUCAUAAAUUCCUACCAAAUCCGGUAAUUAUAUUUUCACAUAAACGAUUCUCUAUUAAAGUUAUUUUUAAUAGUUCCAUUUGUGAUUUUUACCAAAAUUAUAAUAUAAAAAUUCAUAAUACAGGAAAAUAUUGCAAUAAAAGGAAUAAUCAGAUAGUCAAAUGA